AUGCAAUGGCUCACGAGCUUUCUCAUCUGGUUCUUUCUUUCUGAGGCACAAGCCUUCGAAAUCCCCACCAGUGGACUCCCAGAAUUUGCAGAAUAUGAAGAUCUUGUGGAACUGGCUCCAGGCAGAUUUCAAUUUGUGCCCGAGAACCGGAGGCAUCAGAGAAGUGUUUCUGGAGAAUCUGGAGAAACCAUGGAAGAUGUUGAUCAAGUAACUCUUUAUAGCUACAAAGUCCAAUCCACUAUUACUUCUCGUAUGGCCAACACCAUGAUCCAGACCAAAGUGGUGAACAACUCCCCACAGCCUCAGGAUGUUGUGUUUGAUGUUCAGAUUCCCAAAGGAGCCUUCAUUUCCAACUUCUCCAUGAGUGUAGAUGGCACUACAUUCACUAGUUCCAUUAAGGAGAAAACCGUGGGUAGAGCCCUCUACUCACAGGCAAGAGCAAAAGACAAAAGCACCGGAUUGGUGAGGAGCAGGGUUCUUGAUAUGGAGAACUUUAAAACCGAAGUGAACAUCCGACCUGGAGCAAAGGUGCAGUUUGAACUUCAUUACCAGGAAGUGAUGUGGAGGAAGCUGGGGUCCUAUGAACACAGGCUUCAUCUGCAUCCAGGACGACUGGCCAAACACUUGGAGGUAGAUGUGUGGAUUAUUGAACCUCAGGGAUUGAAAUUUCUUCAUGUUCCUGACACAUCUGAUGGCCAUUUCGAUGGUGUGCCAGUCAUAUCUAAAAGAGACCAGAAGGCCCAUGUGUCCUUCAAGCCCACAGUAGCACAACAAAGAAAAUGCUCUAACUGCUCUGAGACUGCGGUGGACGGAGAGCUGGUGGUGGUGUAUGACGUGAACAGAGAGGAGAAUGCCGGGAAACUUGAGGUAUUUAAUGGAUAUUUUGUCCACUUUUUUGCUCCUGAAAACAUGGACCCAAUUCCCAAAAACAUCCUCUUUGUCAUUGAUGUCAGCGGCUCAAUGUGGGGAGUAAAAAUGAAACAAACAGUGGAAGCAAUGAAAACCAUAUUGGAUGACCUGAGAACUGAUGACCAAUUCUCUGUGGUUGAUUUCAACCAUAACGUGCGAACCUGGAGAAAUGAUUUGGUCUCAGCUACUACGACACAAGUUGCAGAUGCCAAGAAGUAUAUUGAGAAAAUCCAGCCCAAUGGAGGCACGAAUAUCAACGAGGCUCUCCUGCGGGCCAUCUUCAUUUUGAAUGAAGCCAAUAGCUUGGGACUGCUGGACCCCAACUCCGUCUCUCUGAUCAUUUUGGUUUCUGACGGCGAUCCAACAGUAGGUGAACUAAAGUUGUCAAAAAUUCAGAAAAAUGUAAAGCAGAACAUACGAGACAACAUAUCCUUGUUCAGUUUGGGGAUAGGGUUUGAUGUUGAUUAUGAUUUUCUGAAGAGACUGUCCAAUGACAACCGAGGAAUUGCUCAAAGGAUUUAUGGAAACCAGGACACAUCUUUACAGCUCAAGAAAUUCUACAACCAGGUCUCUACUCCAUUGCUCCGGAAUGUUCAGUUCAACUAUCCCCAUACGUCAGUCACGGAUGUCACUCAAAACAGUUUCCAUAACUAUUUUGGAGGCUCAGAGAUUGUGGUGGCAGGAAAAUUUGACCCUGAAAAAUCAGAGCAAUUACAGAGCAUUAUCACAGCAACUUCGGCCAGCACAGAGUUAGUCUUGGAGACCCUGGCCCAAAUGGAUGACUUGGAGGAUUUUCUAUCAAAAGACAAGCAUGCAGAUCCUGAUUUCACCAGGAAAUUGUGGGCCUAUCUGACAAUCAACCAACUCCUGGCUGAGCGAAGCCUGGCUCCUACCGCUGCUAUCAAAAGGAAAAUUACAAAAACAAUCUUGCAGAUGUCACUGGAACAUCACAUAGUGACCCCACUCACGGCCAUGGUGAUUGAGAAUGAAGACGGGAAUGAGCGCAUGCUGGCCGACUCCCCUCCACAAGACCAUUCUUGCUGCUCAGGUGCCCUGUAUUAUGGCAGCAAAGUUGCUCCAAGUUCACUCCCAUCUUGGGUCCACCCGUCACCAACGCCAAGGAUCCCAAUGCCUGUGAAAGGAGCUUCUGUACUUGAGAGCACUCCUCCUCCGCAUGUGAUGAGAGUUGAAAAUGACCCACACUUCAUCAUUUACCUACCAAAAAGCCAAAAGAAUAUUUGCUUCAAUAUUGACUCAGAACCUGGAAAAAUCCUCAACCUUGUUUCUGAUCCAGAAUCAGGGAUUUUGGUCAAUGGACAACUCAUUGGUGCCAAGAAGCCCAAGAAUAAGAAACUAAGCACCUAUUUUGGAAAACUGGGAUUUUAUUUCCAACAUGAAGAUGUGAAAAUAGAAGUUAGCACUGAGACCAUCACCUUGAGCCAGGGCACCCGUACGUCGUUCUUAUCCUGGUCUGACACAGCUCAGGUCAUUAAUCAGAGGGUGCUGGUCUCGGUGAAGAAAGAGAAAACUGUGACGAUUACCCUGGAUAAGGAGAUGUCGUUCUCUGUGUUACUUCAUCGUGUUUGGAAGAAGCAUCCAAUCAAUGUAGACUUUUUGGGGAUCUACAUUCCCUCCACAAACAAGUUUUCACCUAAAGCACAUGGACUAAUAGGCCAGUUCAUGCAUGAGCCGAAGAUACACAUCUUCAAUGAGCGACCUGGGAAGAACCCCGAGAAGCCAGAGGCGAACAUGGAGGUGAAAGGGCAUAAGCUGGUUGUCACAAGAGGCCUGCAGAAAGAUUACCGAACAGAUAGAGUAUUUGGAACAGAUGUUCCCUGUUGGUUUGUACACAACAGUGGGAAGGGUUUCAUCGAUGGACACUACAAGGAUUACUUUGUGCCUCAGCUCUAUAGCUUCCUCCAAUGGCCUUAA
Messenger RNA from Eptesicus fuscus (big brown bat), 2841 nucleotides. RefSeq names its product inter-alpha-trypsin inhibitor heavy chain 2 (gene ITIH2). Gene Ontology annotation, biological process: hyaluronan metabolic process. Gene Ontology annotation, molecular function: serine-type endopeptidase inhibitor activity. The record is from RefSeq and is a predicted model, not a curated record. NCBI's taxonomy places the organism in Eukaryota, Metazoa, Chordata, Mammalia, Chiroptera, Vespertilionidae. The transcript has 21 exons. The coding region runs from base 1 to 2841 and encodes 946 amino acids.